AUGAUGGGAGCGGCACGUGUGAAACGCCGCUUCAGUGCUGUGGUGGAUGGGCCAGUGGAAGAGGAGGAGAUAAUGAGGCUGGCACAGAGUGCUGCAGACACGGCUAGAGCAGGGGGGAGUCCAACCGGGUCAGGAACCCCAACCAGCCCCUCCCCUACCCAUGGCCUGAACGGCAAAGCUCUACCUCUCCAGAGCAACACCAACAACACCCAGAGGCAGAGUGCCAUUGGAGUUGGGGGAGAAGCAGGAGAAGGCGGGAUGAGAGCUGGAGGAAUGUGCUCAGGCCUAAGGAGUGGAAGAGUCAGUAGUGUAGGAGGAAGAGGCCGUUCAUCCUCAAACCAGGAUUCACUCUCUUCCCUCUCCACUAUCAACCGCCGACGCACCAGGCGCUCAAGCCGCCGGCCCCGACAACGCUUUGUUGGCAAGGACGGACGCUGCAACGUCACCUUCGUCAACAUGAGCGAGAGGGGCCAGCGCUACCUUAACGACCUCUUCACCACCUGUGUGGACAUCCGCUGGCGCUGGAUGCUGGUCAUCUUCACCCUCUCCUUCCUUCUCUCCUGGCUGCUCUUUGGAUUUGCCUUCUGGCUGAUUGCCACUGUGCAUGGGGACCUCUCCAUUCGGCUUACCUCCAGCUCAGGUUCCCCUCCGGGAUCAGGAGAGGCCGGGUCUGGAGGAGAGUCUGAUAGAGAGGCAAUGGUUGAGGAGCCGUGCUUCCUGCAAGUGAACAGCUUCAUGGCGGCCUUUUUAUUCUCCUUAGAGACUCAGACAUCCAUCGGUUAUGGCUUCAGGAGCGUGACCGAAGAAUGUCCCCUGGCGGUGAUGGCGGUCGUUUUGCAGUGCAUUGUGGGCUGCAUCAUUGACGCCUUCAUCAUCGGGGCAGUUAUGGCAAAAAUUGCCAAGCCCAAGAAGCGCAACGAGACACUGGUGUUCUCUCACCACGCUGUGGUGGCACUGAGGGACGGAAAACUCUGCAUGAUGUGGAGGGUCGGAAACCUACGCAAGAGCCACCUGGUAGAGGCACAUGUUCGAGCACAACUACUGAAGCCAAGGGUGACGGAAGAGGGAGAGUUCCUCCCAUUGGACAAUAUGGACAUCAACGUGGGUUUUGACACUGGCAUCGACCGCAUCUUCUUGGUCUCGCCAGUGACAGUUGUCCACGAGAUCAACGACGAGUCACCCUUCUUUGAGAUUGACCGAAAGACCCUGGAGAAUGACUCUGAAUUGGAGGUUGUGGUCAUACUCGAGGGCAUGGUGGAGGCCACAGCCAUGACCACACAGUGCCGUAGCUCCUAUCUGGCUUCUGAAAUACUCUGGGGACACAGAUUCGAACCAGUGCUAUUUGAAAGGAAAGACUGCUACCAGGUGGACUACUCAUUCUUCCAUCGGACACAUGAAAUCCCAAACACACCUUCAUGCAGUGCUAAAGAGCUGGCCGAGCAGAAGUACAUUCAAAGCUCACGCUCAUCGUUCUGCUAUGAGAACGAAGUCGCUCUGCAGCUCGUCUCCCCUGAGGAUGAGCCCGGCCAGGACCCGGAGUGUCCCUCCCCAACGACCCGAAGCCGAGGCAGACCAAGUGGGACAGGAUUAAAAGUGGAUAGGGCCAGUGUCACGAUAAAGGAUAGGAAGCAAUAUUGUUUACAGUGA
Messenger RNA from Cyclopterus lumpus (lumpfish), 1647 nucleotides. RefSeq names its product potassium inwardly rectifying channel subfamily J member 14 (gene kcnj14). NCBI's taxonomy places the organism in Eukaryota, Metazoa, Chordata, Actinopteri, Perciformes, Cyclopteridae. The transcript is spliced from 3 exons. The record is from RefSeq and is a predicted model, not a curated record. Gene Ontology annotation, biological process: regulation of monoatomic ion transmembrane transport; potassium ion import across plasma membrane. Gene Ontology annotation, cellular component: plasma membrane. Bases 1 to 1647 code for a protein of 548 amino acids. Gene Ontology annotation, molecular function: inward rectifier potassium channel activity.